Messenger RNA from Ilex paraguariensis (yerba mate), 1246 nucleotides. The record is from the annotation of a GenBank genome assembly. NCBI's taxonomy places the organism in Eukaryota, Viridiplantae, Streptophyta, Magnoliopsida, Aquifoliales, Aquifoliaceae.
AAAGAUAAGGACCUUUUAGCAAUCCAACUCAUAUUUAUACUCAAGUUUGCAGCUCAUGAAACUCAAGCCACCAGCACCUUUCUCUAAGUCUUCACUGUACUAUUGUUCCUUUCAAUAGCUUUCAUUACUAGUGCGCAAUGGCUGCCUCAGCAAUGGCUCUCUCUUCCCCGUCUCUGGCCGGAAAGGCGGUGAAACUUUCGCCAUCUGCCCCGGAGCUCCAAGGAAAUGGAAGGGUAGCGAUGAGGAAAACCGGGGUCAAGCCCUCUGGCAGCCCAUGGUAUGGCCCAGACCGUGUCAAGUACUUGGGUCCACUCUCUGGUGAGCCUCCAAGCUAUCUCACUGGUGAAUUCCCUGGUGAUUAUGGGUGGGACACUGCUGGACUUUCAGCUGAUCCGGAAACCUUUGCCAAGAACCGUGAGCUUGAGGUGAUCCACUGUAGAUGGGCCAUGCUUGGAGCUCUUGGAUGUGUUUUCCCCGAGCUCUUGGCACGCAAUGGCGUUAAGUUCGGUGAGGCCGUGUGGUUCAAGGCAGGAGCCCAAAUCUUCAGUGAGGGUGGACUUGACUAUUUGGGCAACCCAAGUUUGAUCCAUGCUCAGAGCAUCUUGGCUAUUUGGGCUUGCCAAGUUAUCUUGAUGGGCGCUGUUGAGGGAUACCGUAUUGCUGGUGGGCCACUCGGCGAGGUGACCGACCCGCUUUACCCGGGUGGAAGCUUCGACCCAUUGGGCCUUGCUGAAGAUCCUGAGGCAUUUGCUGAGCUGAAGGUGAAGGAGAUUAAGAAUGGUAGACUUGCCAUGUUCUCCAUGUUUGGAUUCUUUGUCCAGGCCAUUGUGACUGGAAAGGGUCCAUUGGAGAAUCUUGCUGACCACCUUGCUGACCCUGUCAACAACAAUGCUUGGGCUUAUGCCACAAACUUUGUCCCAGGAAAGUGAGUGUGAGUAAAAGUAAGAGUAAGAGUAAGGGGUUGUGACUCCCAUGUAAAUGUUUAAUUCAUUGUCAUUUGUGUGUGCAUUUAAGAGUGGUGUGUCCUUCCUUUUCUCCCCUCUUCGGGAGGACUCAACUCGUUGAGCUUUGGUGACGUCCUCGACAUUCAUGUACUUAUGUGUCAUUUAAUUUAUAACUUGUGUAUUUCAAAUAAUGAUAUGUUUGGUCAUUUUCAUAAAUACUCUAUUUAUUACCUUAUAUCUAUAUCUGAUCAUAAAAUUUUUUUGUUACUUAUUCAACUUUAUGCAAAUGUUUUACUUUACAC